This is a messenger RNA of Periophthalmus magnuspinnatus, 1335 nucleotides long. Its product is annotated as heme oxygenase-like. The record is from RefSeq and is a predicted model, not a curated record. Bases 74 to 901 code for a protein of 275 amino acids. Lineage: Eukaryota; Metazoa; Chordata; Actinopteri; Gobiiformes; Gobiidae. Gene Ontology annotation, biological process: response to oxidative stress; heme oxidation; heme catabolic process. Gene Ontology annotation, molecular function: heme oxygenase (decyclizing) activity; heme binding. The transcript has 6 exons.
GGGACACUGAGGCCGAGCAGCUGAGCACACAAGAGACAGGACAAACGAAGAGACUGCACUACAACUGGGAACAAUGGAGACGGAUAAGAAGCUCGGGACGUCCAGUGAGUCGACAACGGACAGGGAUCUGUCUGAACAAAUAAAAACAGCGACGAAGGAGAGUCACGUCAGAGCGGAGAACACGGAGCUGAUGCUGAGCUUCCAGAGAGGACAGGUCACGUUACCACAGUUUAAGCUGCUCCUGUGCUCCCUGCAUGAAAUCUACACGGCUCUGGAGGAAGAAAUGGAUCGAAACCGCGACCAUCCCGCCGUCGCUCCCAUUUACUUCCCUCAGGAACUGUCCCGUCUGGAGUCGAUCGAGAAGGAUUUGGCGUUUUUCUACGGACCCGAGUGGAGAGAGCAGAUCCGAACUCCCGCCGCGACGAAGAGAUACGCCCACAGACUCAGACAGAUCGGGAGAGAAAACCCCGAGUUGUUGGUGGCCCACGCUUACACUCGGUACCUCGGCGACUUGUCCGGGGGGCAGGUGCUCGGUCGGAUUGCGCAGAAGUCGAUGGGGCUCAAAGGUUCUGAAGGCCUCUCGUUCUUCGCUUUCCCCGGAGUGUCCAGCCCCAACCUGUUCAAGCAGCUGUACCGCAGUCGCAUGAACAGCAUCGAGCUCGCGCAGGAGGAGCGGGAGAGCGUCCUGCAGGAGGCCGCCACCGCGUUCGAGUUAAACAUCCAGGUGUUUGACGGUUUACAAUCCAUGCUAAGUCAACCCCAAGACGAGGGUCGAAGGUCAGAGUCGACUCGGGCGAAGCAAACGCAGCCGUCCGUCGUCAGCGUUUUCCCGCUCUUCCGGAUGUUUGUGGGUUUCUUCUUGGCGUUGGUCACUGUCACGAUGGGAGUUUAUGCCUUUUAGAUUUCGCCCUCGUGUCGUUUUGUGUCUGUAAAUCUAUGCACCUGUUUAAAAAUGUAAAUGUUUUUGUAAAAUAUCACUUUUGUAACGAAUGAAAACCACGUGCAAUAUGUUCCUUGUGCAAUACGAUGUGAAUAUUCAAUUAAAGUGUUUUUUCAGACUCUUUGCAAACUCUGUGUAAGUGUAAAUAACUGAACAUAAAUGCAAAAAGAAACAUUUGUCUGUAGGAUUUUAGUGUUUUAUAGAAUUUAAUUAAAAAACUAUUGCCUUUUUAUCGUUCUCUGCCUCGUGUUCUGUUCAAACUGAGAGUAAUUGCAUUUAGAAACAUCUGAGUUAAUGUAAAAGUUAAAUAUGUUUUGUUCUUCAGGCAACAAAACUGUCCUUCUGUCCUUCCUUUUUGUCAUUUCCUUUAAAUAAAACUGUCACAGGAUCAGGCC